Molecule: messenger RNA, 3405 nt
Organism: Fomitiporia mediterranea MF3/22
Lineage: Eukaryota; Fungi; Basidiomycota; Agaricomycetes; Hymenochaetales; Hymenochaetaceae
Product: ras GEF
Exons: 13
Coding region: 1-3405 (1134 amino acids)
Biological process (GO): positive regulation of GTPase activity; Ras protein signal transduction
Cellular component (GO): plasma membrane
Molecular function (GO): guanyl-nucleotide exchange factor activity
Source: RefSeq, a predicted model, not a curated record
AUGUCAACCACGGCUGCUUUCGACCUCGGCCAGCCAUCCGAACGCGCCGAUGGCCAUGAAACACGUUCGGAUAUCCACAACUUCCCUACAGCUCCAGUGCAAGAUGCUCCCGAAGGUAAUUCUGCUAAGGCCUCGAGGACAAGCGCGCCUGAUGGACUGAAGCAACCUACGGUCCGCACUCACCUCACCACGCCCAUCCUCAGGAAGUCCGCUUCCGCAGACUCAUGUAUAUCCCAACGAAUCUCGCCUCAAUCGGAUAGUCCUAUCAACGGAUUGCAUCGCGACCGUGACGACGCGUCGGUACAUCUCGACGAGGAACCGAGUAACUCGCAGCCGGAGCGGACAGAUGCGCGUACCCUCUCUUCACCUCCCUCCGCCAUGUCGUUAUCAGGCAUCUUGCGAUCCAAGGUGGGACGCAAGCGUGGUGUAAGCAACGCAAACACCACUGACAACGAGACGUCAGCACCAGAAGAAUCAGACUUGGAAAAAUCAAACGGCUGGUCGGGGCGCGUACGAGCGCGUCUACUCAGUUUAAAAUCGAACAAGAAUUCUGGUUCCAAUUCUGAGCCAUCAGACAUUCCGCGCUUGCCUUCGCGUGGGGCAUCUACUAGCUUAACCAACCUUAAGGCAUCGAACUCAUCCGAUUCAAGACCAGCUCCCAAUGCCAUGGUAUCAUCUCAGGAACCAGAUCGAGCCGGACCGAAAGCAACGAAGCGCUCUCGCUCACAUAGCGUUGGUCCACCAAGUAAGAGUACGACUCAGAAAAUAGCGAAGAGGUUAUCGUUCGGCAACCAGGCCCCUAGAAAGCCGGAGAUUACUCGAGAAAUAUCUAUAGCAGUUAUAGGGCCACCAUCAUGUGGGAAAUCGACAUUCAUCCGUAAAGGCCUGAAGAAGCACGAUUUAUCUGGUCCCGAAACCCUCUCGGCGACCGUGGCCAUAGGAAAUACAACGCGAAAUGUCAAUUACACCCGUCGAACUGCUCAUUUAUUGAACGAGUUCAAUACUGAUACUACCGUUUUGGUGUACGAAUAUAAUUCUCUAGAGUGGAGGGACGACGACUGGGCUGCUCUCUUAUCCGUCUGGCCUUCCGGAUUGCCCCGGCCUGAUGGUGCUUUUAUAUGCUAUGAUGAGUCGGACCGUGUAUCGUUUCUAGAUGUAGUCCAACUUGCGACUGGACUCAAAGCAUUGCGCAUUCCCACACUGGUGAUUGCAUGUAAAGCCGAUUUGGAGAAACGCGUGCCCCCAGAAGAGGCGGCGAUUGCAGUUCAUCCUUACAGUAAGCUUAUCGAAGUCUCCCACCACUCGGACGAGGGUAAGCGCCGCAUGAGAAAAGCUGUUGAACACCUAGUCAAGCAAGUCGUUGCUCUGCAAUUUCCUUCACAUCCAUUGACCGUCGCACACACGAAACGAGAGAGCGUGACAUCCGUUGACCUGCCCGUAAGGGUAGUAAAGAAGGCAACGGACGUAUCACUUUCCGUGCAAACAGGUGGAUCUGCAACUUCCAUUGACUUAGCAUCACCCACUUCCCCACAGAGUCCUUCCAUGAGCCAGUCUCUUUCGUCACGCACGAGGCUGUCUUCUUCGCCUUCACCAUCGGCGGGGCGAUCCCCGACAAAAGCGUGUUCUAUGAAUGACUUACGGAACGACCAACGACAUUUCAUUUCCCCGACGGUUUUAAGUGACAAUGAAAACCUGAAACAGAGUCAGGCGAGCCUGUCAAGUUCAUCCACGAAGAGUGCAGAAUCUCUCGUUGGAUCUCCAGCCCCUCGGAGACCAAUAUCUUCUUUAUCUUUAAGAGCGAUCGAGAAGGGUCGCGUAUCCUGUAGUAAUUGUUCAGAUAGGGAAAGACAGAAUACGAGGUCACCACCGAGCCCCUGGGUUACAUUAGACGAGCUCCUUGAAAAGCUGUUCUUCUUAGCCAUUAGCGGGGACGAUCCUUCCUUCAUAUCUCAUUUCUUCUUGACAUAUCGCCGAUUUGCAACUCCGAGGUCCAUCCUUCUAGGUAUGCAAAAGCGUAUGAACGAACUACGCCAAUCUACCGGAGAUGUUGCACUUUCAUGCUUUGCGCAAAUGCGAAUAUGCAAUUUGCUGGAGCAAUGGAUCAAGGAUUAUCCUUCUGAUUUUGCGGUCCCUGGUACUUACGGCGCACUCCAUGCUGUGAUCAGACACGUUCUGGCCUAUUCGCACACCUUAUCGUAUGGAUCCGAGUUUCUGCCUUUCCUCGAUACUCUUGGAACGUUGAGGGACAACGAAACUCCCUGGGCCCUGAAAGCAGAUGAUUAUUCUGCUCAUGAGAGCGAUACAGAAGUGGACAGCAUGUUCGACGCUGAUUUCGGUAGUCUGGAUACUGGAAAGAUCUCGCCUAUCUCUUCGCUUUCUCCAAGACCUAGCCGUAACAGCACGUCGGAGGCGUCAAAUAGCCCUCGUUCAUCCGCUCGUGAGCGAAGAUCAAGCCUUCCACUAAACGCGAUGGCGCUUCUUAAGGCGCCGAUCUUAAAUGCAUUUCACAACGCUGACGAGCGAAGCGGUCCAUCGGCGAAGGAGAUUGUGUCGAAAUUGCAGCGAACUGCCACCGCUCUCAGUAACUAUGAAGCCGAUUCAAUUGCAGAUGAGAUUACGAGACGCGAACUGGAACUGUUUCUCAAGAUCGAGCCUCGUGACUGGUUACGGCACACGCUCAUUCCUGGGAAGAAGGACCCGAAGACAGAUCCAAUAGCAAAGUUCAAUGCCCAUUACAACGAUCUCCAUGAAUGGGCCGUCUCUUUGAUUCUUUGCCAUGACAAAGCGAAGAACCGAGCUCGUCAAAUUGAGAAAUUUGCUGAAGUUGCUUCAAAGUUGCGUUUACUGAAUAAUUAUUCUGCCCUCCGUGCCCUAAUCACCGCCAUUAACCAGGCGACAUACCAUGGCGACCCAUCUAUGGAGAUCUUCAAGCUGAGAGUCGACUUGCAUAAAAAGUUCUUAAGCUCGGACAUCCUUCUGCGAACGACGGGUGCUCACCAGUCAUAUCGCAUGGCUCUGCGCAACACGAAAGGGCCCUGUAUUCCUUCUCUCGAGGUUCAUACAUCUGAUCUCCGUCGCGCCCAUGAGGGGAACCCAGACACGAAGCAUGAUGAUCCUUCCAAGAUCAACUGGGCUAAGUAUAACAUGAUGGGUAGAUUUAUUGGGACAACAACGGCGAUUCAAGAGCGUUGCACCGGUCGUAAUGGAUACCAUUUUACGGAAAAUAAGUAUUUGGGCCAACUCUUUGACGUACCUGUCAUGGACUACGAGAUGCAACAAAGUCGGAUGGCGCAGUCCACCAAUGACGAUGCACCACCGCUCAGCCAUCCUGGCUCAUCAACGAACGUUGCCGCUAAUCAUACAAAAGAGAAUAACAGCGUCAUCAAGCGGAUACUGCAGUGGUAA